AUCCAGAAGAUCUCCAUGUCCCAGGCGGUUUCGACGACACUGAGGGCCCUGUCCCAGCAUCAACUCCGGCAGAAGCAACUCAGUCAAGCCUGCAGCAGAGAAACAUGCAGUCAGAGUCUCAAGCCGAACCGCAGCGGGUACAGGACGCGAAUCUUGAAGGGACUCAAAUAGCACGACCGGGACCAUCUGGCUCUACCUCGGCUGUUUCUGGCAGUCUACCUGUCUCGGCCCAAGCAGGUAUCGAUGAAUCGGUGAUUGGAGAACGACAAGAGAAGAAGUAUAACCUCGACGACGAUAUGCAGCCAUCAACAGUUGCAGGGUCUGCCCUAGGCCGUGUUUCUGGAGACGAAUUGCAGUCUUUGCCAAAAAGCGAACAAGACGUCAACUUGGAAGAGACCGCAGCUGCUCGCCCGGGCGCAGAUUUGGAAAGUGAGAUGGCAAGGGAUGCUCCUGUAGGUGUUGGUAGCUCGUCCGCAGGAGCCUCAAUGCCAGGAGCAACAGGUCUAGGAAAUGGUAACCUGACAGUCGGGGAGCAGCUUGCAGGAGGUGCGGAAUACGUCAAAGAAGCUGCACAAAAUGCCGGUCAGGCGGCAUACGACCAGCUUCCUUCUGCUCAAACCGUCAAAGAGACGGUCCAGGACAAUGCUCAGUACGUGGCAAAUCAGCUGCCAAGCCAAGCACAGGUCCAGGAUACAGCAAUAAGUGCUGGUCGGACAGCGUAUGACCAGCUGCCGUCCACACAAGCGGUAAAAGAAACUGUACAGAGUGGAGCUCAAUAUGCGUCAGAGCAGAUGCCAAGCCAGGAGACUGUCCAGAAAUCGACGGAAAACGCAUACAACCAGCUGCCUUCGGCCCAGGCUGUCAAGGAGAACACUCAGUCCGGAGCACAAUACACAAAAGAGGCUGCCCAGAAUGCGGCUCAGUAUGCAUCAGAGACAUUACAGAGUGGCAGUCGACGGGCCUCAGAACAGCUUGGGACUGUUCCGGCUCUGCCGACAGACAACCGUACAGAGACUAUGCAGGCCGUGGCUGACGAGGUCAUGCUGGGAGAAUCUAGCCGCGAGAAUCUUCCGAAGACUCUUCCCCAGGCCGAGAUUUUGCAGCGCGAGAAGGAUCGAGGAACAUUAGACAGCGACGUUGGCGCACCGGAACGGGUCAUUGCCAGUCACCAGACAGCUCAAUCAGGCCUUCAAGCCGCUGGCAAUGCAGAAGCUGUUCAUGAAAAGAGUGAAGUUGAGAAAGAAUUGCUCCAGAACGUCGCUCCGGCACCAGCGAGUGCGGAGGGUAUUGCUGCUGGUGACGGCAUCAAAUCCACUGUCCCUGCUUCCGGAGCUAGAACCAAUAUGGUCGGAAAUUGGGGUGCUGAUGGUGCGUCUGCAACAAUCAAUGCUGAUGUGACUCCUGGAUCUACAUAUCCUGACGUCGGCACAUCACAACAACCACAGAGUGUGCAUGGACAUGGUAGCAUUCCAGCGGGCGGUGUGCACAAUGGAGUGAUUGGCCAUGGCUCUGGAGAGUUGCAGCCCUCUGCAGUACCGUCAGCAGCGGAAUCCGAGUUUAGCGCUACACGAGCUGCAGACGAUGUGGUCCAGCGUCUCAAUAUCGCAGAGCCAGAUCUUACUGCUGGCGUGCAUAAUGGCGUUGUUGGAGCAGGUUCUACGCAUGCGCCAUGAGCGGACAGUAAGUCUGCGUUACCUACAAGAACCAUAUUAGCAUAUCGUGGGAAUUAUGAGCAUUGAGUUGGGAUGUUGUAUGAGGAAGAGGCCUCGGAGCUAAGGACUUGAAGACAUUCGUAUUGCGUCUCUCAUUUAGAAUAUUUUAACGAGGGAAACGAUACUGUUCUUUGCGUUUGGGUUGAGAAUGCCAAGGCCGAGAAGCUCUACUAAGAUUUUACUAGCAAAUUAGCUAAAUCGUCCUCUUUCU
Messenger RNA from Pseudocercospora fijiensis CIRAD86, 1923 nucleotides. RefSeq lists its product as uncharacterized. NCBI's taxonomy places the organism in Eukaryota, Fungi, Ascomycota, Dothideomycetes, Mycosphaerellales, Mycosphaerellaceae. The record is from RefSeq and is a predicted model, not a curated record. The coding region runs from base 105 to 1673 and encodes 522 amino acids. The transcript has a single exon.